GCAUCUUCAUUUCACCGCGUAUAUCAGCUUUUCAUCGUCUCACUUUACUCUAUAUAAAGCCCCCCAAAUGUCAUAAUAUAAAACACAAGAAAAUCACAAACGAAACAAGUGUUCAAUUCCACGUUUUCAAGCUUCUUCUAUAACUUAUCGAGUGAAAAGAAAUAUGGCACAUUUCGGAGGAGAUCAUAAAGACGGAAGAGAAGGUCGGCAAACAGAUGAGUACGGAAACCCACUUCACUCUAGCACCCCUUUUACGGGUAUGGGAAUGGGCAUUGGCACCGAAACUGGGACAGGCUACGAUCAACAUAGAGAAGAAGGCCAAGAAAAGAAAGGGGUGAUAGAGAAGAUCAAAGAAAAGUUUCCCGGUGGUCACAGCACGGAGGAGCAUCAAAGGGUGUCCUCAACGACAGGCGGCGUUAGUGGCGGUGGUUAUGGGGAAGGAGGGGAAACCCACGAAAAGAAAGGGCUGAUGGAGAAGAUCAAAGAAAAGCUUCCCGGUGGUCACAACAAUGAUGAGCAUCAAAGGGUGUCCGCAACGACAGGCGGCGUUGGUGACAAUUAUUUGGAAGGAGGGGAAACCCAUGAGCAGAAAGGGGUGACAGAGAAGAUCAAAGAAAAGCUUCCUGGUGGUUACAGUACCGACGAGCAUCAAAGAGUGUCCACAUCAACGAUAUACGGCGUUGGUGGUGGUGGUAAUACAUAUGGGGAAGGAGGGGAAACCCACGAGAACAAAGGCAUGAUGGAGAAGAUCAAAGAAAGGCUUCCCGGUGAUCACAAUACGGACGAGCAUCAAAGGGUGCCCACAACAACGGUGAGUAGCAUUGAUGGCGGUUAUGUGGAAGGAGGGGAAACCCACGAGAAGAAAGGGGUUAUGGAGAAGAUUAAAGAUAAGCUUCCUGGUGGUAACAUCUCUGAGCAUCAAACAGUGUCCUCAACAACGACAAGAGGCGUUGGUGGUGGUGGUUAUGGGGAAAGAGGGGAAACCUACGAGAAGAAAGGGGUGAUGGAGAAGAUCAAAGAAAAGCUUCCCGGUGGUGACAACACGGACGAGCAUCAAGGGGUGUCAACAACAACAUCUGGCGGCAUUGGUGGUGGUGGUUAUGGGGAAGGAGGAGAAACCCAUGAGAAGAAAGGGGUGAUGGAGAAGAUCAAAGAGAAGCUUCCUGGACAUCAUUAGAUCCUACGGUAUCUUUGUGAGGAUGCAUAUGUGUAUACAAAAUAAUAUUCUGGUAUUGAUGUCGUUUGUCAUGUAUGUUGUUGAUGGGUCACAAGCCAUGUGGGAUUGAGUGUUGUAAUGUGUGUUUUUUCGUAUGAAAUUUGAUUUACUUUUAUUUUGUUUA
Lactuca sativa (garden lettuce) is the source of this 1340-nucleotide messenger RNA. RefSeq lists its product as uncharacterized. The record is from RefSeq and is a predicted model, not a curated record. Gene Ontology annotation, biological process: response to water deprivation; response to abscisic acid; cold acclimation. Lineage: Eukaryota; Viridiplantae; Streptophyta; Magnoliopsida; Asterales; Asteraceae. Gene Ontology annotation, cellular component: cytosol.